GAGCAAGAUGGCGCUGCGCUGGGUGGGUGUCCGGACGCCCAGGGCUCCGCUGCCGCCGUCGCCGCUGCUGCUGCUGCUGCUGCUGCUGCUCGGGCCCCGGCCCGCGGCGAGCCACGGCGGCAAGUACUCGCGGGAGAAGAACGAGCCGCCGCCGCCCGCGCCGCGCGAGCCUGGGGAGGAAUUCCGCAUGGAGAAGCUGAACCAGCUGUGGGAGAAGGCCCGGCGGCUGCAUCUCUCCCCCGUGAGGCUGGCUGAGCUGCACGCUGACCUGAAGAUGCAAGAAAGAGAUGAACUCAACUGGAAGAAGCUGAAGGUGGAAGGGCUGGAUGAGGACGGGGAGAAGGAGGCCCAGCUCAUCCGCAAUCUCAACGUCCUCCUGGCCAGGUACGGGCUGGACGGGAGGAAGGAUGCUCAGGCGGUACACAGCAAUGCGCUGGCCAAUGACGCCCAGGACGACGGGCUGGGCGACCCUCGGCUGGAGAAGCUGUGGCACAAGGCAAAGACCUCAGGGAAGUUCUCGACUGAAGAGUUGGACAAGCUGUGGCGGGAAUUCCUGCACCACAAAGACAAGGUCGACGAGUACAACGUGCUGCUGGACACGCUGAGCAGGACGGAAGAGGCCUACAACAAUGCCAUUGGCCCCGUGGACCUGAGCCACAAGGGCGACAUCCUGUCCAGCAAGCACAGUGAGCUCAAGGAGAAACUACGCAGCAUCAACCAGGGCCUGGACCGCCUGCGGAAGGUCAGCCACCAGGGCUACGGCCCCAGCGCAGAGUUCGAGGAGCCCCGGGUGAUUGACCUGUGGGACCUGGCCCAGACUGCCAACUUCACUGAGAAGGAGCUGGAGUCCUUCCGGGAGGAGCUCAAGCACUUCGAGGCCAAGAUUGAGAAGCACAACCACUACCAGAAGCAGCUGGAAAUCUCGCACGAGAAGCUGAGGCAUGUGGAACGUGUGGGCGACCAGGAGCACGUCAGCCGCAACAGGGAGAAGUACGCGCUGCUGGAGGAGAAGACCAAGGAGCUGGGCUACAAGGUGAGGAAACAUCUACAGGACCUGUCCAGCAGGGUCUCCAGGGCGCGGCACAACGAGCUCUGAGGCAGGCACUGCUGCUGGGGCCGUAGCAGAGGGCGCAGGCUCUCCUGGUGUCGUCUGUGUGGACGCCCUGCGAUGUGCCGGCCUGGGCACGGCACCACAUCCAAGAAGAGCCCUCCAUGUGCUCGUCACAUGCAUCUCAGACUGUGAACUGGUCCCACCUGAGGCUGAUGUGGUUCCUGUGCUCUGAAGCAGACAGUUGUCACCACCCCAUGGGGACCUUGAGGUCCAACUGCCAUUGAGUGUGAUAAUCCUCUGGACAGUGUGUGUCACAGCCCUGCAAUUUGCCACUGGAAAUGUUACAUAGAGCUUGUAAACACAUGACAGUCUCUGACCAUU
Messenger RNA from Octodon degus (degu), 1432 nucleotides. RefSeq names its product LDL receptor related protein associated protein 1 (gene Lrpap1). Bases 8 to 1096 code for a protein of 362 amino acids. Gene Ontology annotation, molecular function: low-density lipoprotein particle receptor binding; heparin binding; lipase binding. The record is from RefSeq and is a predicted model, not a curated record. Lineage: Eukaryota; Metazoa; Chordata; Mammalia; Rodentia; Octodontidae. Gene Ontology annotation, cellular component: endomembrane system; cis-Golgi network; plasma membrane. Gene Ontology annotation, biological process: negative regulation of very-low-density lipoprotein particle clearance; negative regulation of receptor internalization. The transcript is spliced from 8 exons.